Messenger RNA from Ixodes scapularis (black-legged tick), 1810 nucleotides. Its product is annotated as V-type proton ATPase subunit D. Lineage: Eukaryota; Metazoa; Arthropoda; Arachnida; Ixodida; Ixodidae. Gene Ontology annotation, cellular component: proton-transporting V-type ATPase complex. The transcript has 7 exons. The coding region runs from base 124 to 870 and encodes 248 amino acids. The record is from RefSeq and is a predicted model, not a curated record. Gene Ontology annotation, molecular function: proton-transporting ATPase activity, rotational mechanism.
AAUCGCAUCACGUGACGUCUCGGCUUGAGGGGACGAGCGCAUGAUCAGCCGUCUCUCGGGAAGUCGACUGUCACAAAUUUCUCUAAUAACCUUAAUUUCCUUAUUCGCGGCAGCACAAGAACCAUGAGUGAAAAAGACAGGAUUUCUGUGUUCCCAUCUCGCAUGGCCAUGACGCUGAUGAAGGCGCGCCUGAAGGGAGCCCAGAAAGGCCACAGUCUUUUGAAGAAGAAAGCGGACGCCCUGCAGCUGAGGUUCCGGUCCAUUCUCAAGAAGAUAGUCGAGACGAAAUCGCUGAUGGGGGAGCUGAUGAAGGAGGCGGCCUUCUCGCUGGCCGAAGCCAAGUUCACGAGCGGCGACUUCAAUCAGGUCGUCCUACAGAACGUGACGCGGGCGCAGGUGAAGGUGCGCUCACGCAAGGACAACGUCGCAGGUGUCACGCUGCCGGUCUUCGAAUGCUUCCAGGAGGGCACCGACACCAACGAGCUGGCCGGCCUGGCCCGUGGCGGCCAGAAGCUGGGCAAGCUCAAGAAGAACUACUUUGAGGCGGUGAAGCUGCUGGUGGAGCUGGCCUCGCUGCAGACGUCCUUCAUCACCCUCGACAGCGUCAUCAAGAUCACCAACAGACGCGUCAACGCCAUCGAGCACGUGAUCAUUCCCCGCAUCGACCGGACCCUGCAGUAUAUCAACUCGGAGCUGGACGAGAGGGAGCGGGAAGAGUUCUUCAGACUGAAGAAGAUCCAGGAGAAGAAGAAGAAAAUCCGGGACCUGAAGCAGAAGCAGCUGGACGCCCUCAAGCAGCAGGGCCUGGACGUGGACAAUGCCCCCAACCUGCUCGAAGACGCGCAGGACGACGACAUCCUCUUCGCCUAGCGACACCCCCGUCCUCCUAGUCCCCUUUUUUUUUUUUUCCCUUCGCUCCAUCCUCAGAGGAUGGCCCCAUCCCUUUGGUCUUUACGGUACGGCCUUUUGUUUUUUUUGGCGGCGGUCAUUUUUUUGCCCGCAACCAAUGUUUUCCAAUUGUCGUACAAGAUUUCUCCUAGUGCCAUUCCUUAAUGUAGUCUUCGCGCCACAAACGCUGCGAGCUUGGCUCCUCCGGGUUUGUCUCGUUUCGCGAAGACCCGUGAAGAAGCUUUCCGCCGUUCUUUCUGCCGAGGCUUUUGAAUUGGGGAGAAGUCUUCGAAGUGAGCUCGGCGGCGAAAGACGUUACUCUUCGCACUGUCGAGAACUCUCCUUGUUUUGAUGGAGGGUGGAGGACGAUUAAGCCUCCUCUCGGAGAUUUGUAGACCUUGCCUUGCGCUCGAGUUUUUAGGAUUGAGUAUUCUGGUCUUAACUCUGUUCCCCUAUUACUUUUAUUUAGAAACGGUCCAAAGAGACUAUGGCGUUUCGCACGUGCGAAGAAACUUGGGUGGAAGAGCGUUACGGGUCCCCUCGUUGGGUGUUUCGGAUUACUUUCAACCGGUGCACAUUUUGUGAUUCCCGAAAAAGCUCCGUCGGAUCUCUCUAGAAAGGUGUGGAUUUAUACUUUCUGAGAAAAGUGUGGCUUGUCAUGGUUGCGAUGGGCUGCAAGUGGCUUGGCCUUUAGGCCAGAGACCCCUCCAAAUGUUUCACGAAGCCACUUGAAGGAAAAUUGUUUUGGUAAAGAGUGUUUCUACUUUAUGUUUACUACAAAAUUUUUGAGUCCACUCCCCCCAAAAGAGGGGAAAAUAUGUUCAGAGUAAAACAUUCAAGAAGCUUCUUUUCAUUCCCAGUGUGUUAGGAGAUGAAAUGUAAUUUUCUCUAAAAGUGUUACUAUAAAGGUGUAUGAAUGGUG